Messenger RNA from Dermacentor silvarum, 1345 nucleotides. RefSeq lists its product as uncharacterized. NCBI's taxonomy places the organism in Eukaryota, Metazoa, Arthropoda, Arachnida, Ixodida, Ixodidae. The record is from RefSeq and is a predicted model, not a curated record. The transcript is spliced from 4 exons. The coding region runs from base 167 to 1345 and encodes 392 amino acids.
GCGUUGACAUUUACUUCACAAGUCUGCUUUCGCACACUUAGUUUUCAGCUGUCGGCUGCCCACUGCGCAUCCGGACAACCACAGCAAGCACGGCACUGCCCCACCCCCGGCAACGCCAAACUCGACUUGCGCGCUGGGCGUUAUCCAGGCACGCCGGGCAGCCAGUAUGCGCGAAGGGCAACCAGAGGAAGCCGACCCUGCCCGCAGCGGCCGCGCUGCCGACACUGCUCUUUCCUCAAGCGGCGGUGCGAGCCGUCAAGCAUCGCCCAGCAGCUGGCGAGGACGAGCGCCGCCAGACGAGCUGCUCAGAAGACGCUCGCGCGUCGGGACGUCCCCGACCACGGCACCAGCCACAGCGCUCGAUGAAGGCUCGACGCAACCGCAUCAACGGCAAGGUUUGUUUCCGCUAUCGCCGGAUGUGCCGUCCACGGCGGAUGCGGACCGAACUGCAUCGUGUCAGAUGACGCUGCGCCAACAUAGCACCAAAGGCCGCAAGAGACAACCAAAAGCUGGCUUCGAACAGACUUUGGCCACGUUUUCGCCCGCUUCCCUGCCGUCACCUGCUUCCCCAUCAGCUCCUGCUUCCCCGCUGUCGCCCACUUCCCUGAUGUCACCCAUUCCUACCUCGUCGGCCAGCUCUCCAUCGUCAACGCGUCCCGGUUAUGGCGCGGGCGCCUUGCUGCACGAGGGACUAGGAGCCCCGGAGCAAGACGCGACAAGUGGCCAGGGAUCACGCAGGAUGGGACGCGCCAAGUACUGGGCACUGCACGGCGCCGACGACAGGGAGGAGAAGAAGCGACCUACGGCGUCUGACAGCAGAGCUGCGGGCUCCGAAAGAACAGAGGCCAGUCACCACCCACCAACCAGGAGCAAGCAGCGGCAGCGGGAAGGUGUCAAGAAUGGUGCCAAGACGGCCCAGGACAUGGGCUUCACUACGAACUGGAGUCGCUUUCGGUCCACGUAUGAGAGCCCUGCAGCUUGUGCCAACCAAGGAUAUGCCACCUGGUUGCAGCAUCUCAUCUCUCAGCUUGAUGCCGUUGAGCAACAGGGGCAGCUCUCGGAGGUGAGCCCGGCGAUGGAUAACGACCUCCUGCACCUCUGGGAAGCCCAGCAUAGCCUCGUCCGCCAAUGGCACCGGCAGAAGCAUAAUCACAAACUCAAAAUUCGCAUCGCGAAGCUUACUCAGCAGGCGGCAGAGUAUGCGCCCCAACUCGCCGACUCAAGCGAGUGCCCGCACUGUGGGAACAUGUCCGCGGACACCUACCACAGGGUGUGGGCAUGCCCCCAAAACUCGGCCUACCCCCUCCCACCGCCCCCAUCCUACCCGAGAGAGCUGGGAGGCUGA